Cryptomeria japonica (Japanese cedar) is the source of this 3897-nucleotide messenger RNA. RefSeq names its product pentatricopeptide repeat-containing protein At1g15510, chloroplastic. The coding region runs from base 395 to 2782 and encodes 795 amino acids. The record is from RefSeq and is a predicted model, not a curated record. Gene Ontology annotation, cellular component: intracellular membrane-bounded organelle. Lineage: Eukaryota; Viridiplantae; Streptophyta; Pinopsida; Cupressales; Cupressaceae. The transcript is spliced from 2 exons. Gene Ontology annotation, molecular function: RNA binding; protein binding. Gene Ontology annotation, biological process: RNA modification.
CAUUGCAUACAAGAGCUAGAGAUGAUUUACACUUUUCUUGGAGUUUUCUUUGAAGAAAUAUCUGAUCAUCAUUAAUGUCUAAUUAGAGCUAAGACUCCCACCACAACUCAAUCCAAGAGGAAUUUUGUCUUUUUUCUAGUCUACCCUCCCAAGUUCAAGUACGCAGAGGGAUCGGAAGAUUCAUAAGACGAUCUGUAUGUAUAUCAUGAAAUUCAUACCUACUAGUAGCCUCGAAUGUCAAUAGAGAUUCUUCAACUGCCUACUCAUGAACUUCUGUUGAGAUGAGCACAUCAGAGCAUCAAUUAUGAUUUACAUAAAUAAAUGGUCAUGGGAUUGCAUACGAGGAUGAUGAGACUGCAUCCGUAUUAGUUAAUCAUUCGAUCAUAAGUUGCGAAUGUCAAUGCCAUCCACUGCCCAUCUCAAUCUCACAGCAUUAUGUAGAGAAGGUCGGUUGAAAGAGGUGCUACACUUUCUGCUUACUACACACAAACCCACUUCAGACUCGCGUACAUAUCUUCAACUAUUGCAGCUUUGUAUUGCCAAGAAUUCGCUUCCAGAAGGCAAACAAGUUCAUUCUCUCAUCACAGACAAUGGAUUCGCAUUUGCUGCAAGCACAUUUUUUCAAAAUAAGCUUAUCAACAUGUAUGUCAAGUGCGGGAGUUUGGUGGAUGGUCGUAAAGUCUUUGACGACAUGAUAGAACGAGACAGCGUCUCAUGGAAUGGUGUCAUUGCAGGCUACAGAAGACAUGGAUAUCCUCAAGAAGUAUUGGCUCUGUUUCAUCAAAUGCAACGAACAGGGGUUCAACCUGAUCAGCUCACCUUUGCCAGCGUAGUUUCUGCCUGUGCCGAAAUAAGAGCUUUGGAAAAGGGUAUGGACAUCCAUCAAAUCAUAAUGGAAAUGGGGUUUUUAUCAGAUGUUGUAGUUGCAAGUGCUCUGCUAGACAUGUACGUAAAAUGGGGAAGCGUACAGAAAGCACGUGAAUUGUUUGACAAAAUGCCUCAACGAAAUGUGGUUUCAUGGAAUUCCAUGAUUACUGGAUAUACACAGAAUGGUGCUUUGGACCAGGCUUUAAGUCUUCUCAAAGAAAUGCCUCGAUCAGAUGUGGUCUCUUGGAAUGCCAUGGUUGCAGGGUAUACACAAAACGGGUUCGCUGAGGAGGCUUUGGAAGCAUUUAAGCAAAUGCAAUUGGCAGGUUUAAAGCCAAAUGCUACGACAUUUGCCAGCAUCCUCCCAGCCUAUGCCAAAAAGGGAUCUUUGGAACAGGGUAUGGCUAUCCAUCAAAGUAUAAUUGAGAGCGGAUUGUCAUCAGAUGUUAUAGUUGCAAGUGCCCUGUUAGACAUGUAUGCCAAACGUGGAUUCAUAAACAAAGCGUGUAAACUGUUUGACAAAAUGUCUCAGCGAAACGUGAUCUCUUGGACUGCAAUGGUUUCUGGAUAUGCACACAAUGGAUUUUCUGAAGAGGCCUUGGAAAGUUUUAAGCAAAUGCAAUUGGUAGGCGUGAAGCCAAACUCCACAACCUUCGCAAGCAUCCUCUCAACUUCUGCCAAAGUGGUAGAUUUGGAACAGGGGAGGGAAAUCCAUCAAAGAUUAAUUGAAAGCGGAUAUUUGUCAGAUGUGGUAGUUUUGAAUGCAUUGAUAGAUAUGUAUGCAAAAUAUGGAAGCAUAUUGAAGGCACGGGAACUGUUUGACAAAAUGUUUCAACGAAAUGUGGUUUCAUGGACUGCGUUGAUAUCAGGUUAUGCAAAAAAUGGGCUUGUUGAAAAAGCCUUGGAGACUUUUAAGCAGAUGCAAUCGGCAGGUGUAAAGCCAAACUCCGCGACCAUUGCCAGCAUCCUCCCAGCAUGUGCCAAAAUAGGAGCUUUAGAACAGGGUAUGAACAUCCAUCAAAGCAUAAUCGAAGGUGGAUUUUUGGCAGAUGUCGUAGUUGUGAACGCGCUGAUAGACAUGUAUGCAAAAUGUGGAAGCAUGCAGAAGGCAGUUAAAUUGUUUGAUAAAACUUCUCAACGAGAUGUCAUCUCUUGGACCGCAAUGAUUGCAGGAUAUGCACAAAAUGGGCUUGUUGAAAAGGCCUUGGAGACUUUUAGGCAAAUGGAAUUGGCAGGUGUAAAGCCAAACUCAACAACCUUUGCCAGCAUCCUUCCCGCCUGUGCCAAAAUGGGAGCUUUGGAGCAGGGUAUGGACAUCCAUCAAAGCAUAAUUGAAAUUGGAUUAUUAUCAGAUGUUGUAGUUGUUAAUGCCUUGAUAGACAUGUAUGCAAAGUGUGGAAGCAUACAGAAGGCACAUGAACUCUUUGACAAAAUGUCUCAACGAGAUGUGGUAUCAUGGACUGCAUUGAUUGCAGGCCAUGCAGGUUUAGUGGACGAGGGCUGCAAAUACUUUAAUGGCGUGAGUGACUCUUAUUGCAUUACACCUAUAAUUGAUCAUUAUGUGUGCAUGGUUGAUCUUCUUGCCCGUGCUGGCAAUCUCGAGGAAACUCUAAAUUUUAUUAUCAAAAUGCCAACUAAACCUGAGGUGGUUGUGUGGAUAUGUUUGCUUGAUGCCUGUAGAUCACAUAAGAACAUAGGAUUAGGAGUAUUUACAACUAAUAUUCUUUCUGAGCUGGACCCCAAGAAUGCUGCAACAUACGUUCUUAUGUCCAACAUCUAUGCAGAGGUGGGCAAGUGGGAUGAAGUUCAAAAGGUAAGAAGACUGAUGAAAGAUAAAAGAAUUAAAAAGAUACCUGGAUGUAGCUGGAUUGAAGUUCAUAAAAUGGUACAUGCAUUUUGUGUAGGAGACACAUAACACUGUAGAAAUAUGCACAUUUGAAGAAAUUGUUUUGGGAGAUGAAGGCAGCAGGCUAUUUUCCAGAUUCAAGACACCCGUUGAAGGAUGUGGAGGAAAAUAACCAUGCAUCGUCCUUCAUGGUGAGAGGUUGGCAAUUGUAUCUGGAUUGUUAAGCACAUCCCCUGGAACAACUAUUAGAGUUGUCUAGAACCUGUUGACUGCCACACCGUGUUUAAAUUUAUCUCCAAGAUUGUUGCAAGACAAAAUUGCUGGGAGAGACUCUUUCAGAUAAAGACAAUAUUAUUGUGAUGAUAAGGGGCAAUGCGAAGCGAAGCAACCUGUAUGCACAGGUCUGCACUAUGACAAGGUGCAUUGUUUUAGACCUGCAGUGGUAAAAAGGGAUCGGAUUUUAUUUUGAGUUUCUAACGAGUGUGUUGUGUUUGGACAUCUAGAUUAUACCGUUGACAUAAUAAAAUUAGAUGAAUAAAAUGCAAUGUGCACCACUGCCUACAUGUACUGAUCGGGUAUUUGUUAAAACCCUGUUUUACAAUACCAUAGAAGUGACAUGACAUUUUAACUGUUUUUCAAGAGCUCUGCAAUGAAAAGGUGGAAUAUGGUGUGGAGAAUAGGCAAGGAACGCCUAAAGGAAAUAGAGAGAUUCUUGGCUAACAGCAUGAAAUGUGAGAACAGGGCUUACAAUCAAUUGAAUAAUUGAAUUUGAGGAGAAAGACUAUCUUGUAGUUAUUCACUUCAACCUUUGUUCUUUGUUCUUCAUUAAUUGCACGUCUUAUGUCUAUGACAGUAUUGCCAUUUGGGAUCAGAAACACACAGCAGGUUAUGUAUGCUAAUGUACACAUAUUCAUGUGGAUUUUGUCCCGUUUAUGCCAAAAGCUUUCUAACUUUGCUCCACUUCAGUUGGCCUUCUCAAAGUGCGUGCUUUUAGUUACAAGUAUGUUUUUAGAAUUUAUACAGGAAUCUUGACUAACAGUAUGACACAUUUUACAAUGAACCAUAAAACGUCUUUGAAUGAGGACAAUGCAACCAAAAUGAAAUGCCCAUGUUGGUAAGUUGCUUUUGACAAUUUAUGAUUGUAUAAAAAAUUAUUUUAAUAUCAGCAAAUCGACAUGGGAGUU